AGCAAUAACAUGUUGAAACUAUUAACAUUUAACAGCUAUCUACCAGCCACUACUACCAAAUGUGGUGAAAUAUUUUGUCAAAAUUUCAAUGAUUUCUCUAUUUGUUGUGCAUUUUGCCAAAUGAAAUCCUUUCAAUUUGAGGAAUUUUUGCAGCAUUUAAAAAAUGUCCAUAUAAAAGACUAUCGACAACAAAUAUCAAAGGUUGCAAAUGAAUAUUUAAAUAUAGAGAUAAAGAAUGAAAGUGUAUUGUGUGAAAAGAAAGAUGAUUAUUGUAAAGAGUGGCAGUUGGAAACGCAAUCGAUGACCGAUGAUAGUGAAAAUGUUCAUGAUGAUGGCAAUGAUAGCAACGACAGCAGUGAAGAGGAGAAAUUUAGGAUUUUAAAGAAAACUAAGCGAAAAGUAUUAAGAAAAAGAAACAGCAAGCAAAGUCAAUCUACGAGUUCAGAGGAAUUGGAUAUACCGGAGAAUAAUUGCAACUCAACUUUAAAUGAUACCCCCAGAAAUCAAGCCGAUUCAAGUAAAAAGAAAAAACAUAAAGACUUAGAAUACUCUUGCUCGGAAUGCACCGAAAUUUUUGCACAGAAAAAACAUCUUGAUCAUCAUGUUAUACAAUUGCAUAAUGGCUACAAAUGUCCACAAUGUGAUAAACGUUUUGGACGCAGUUAUCAUGUAACAUAUCACCUCAAAACUCAUACUAUAGAAAAAAAAUUCAUAUGUCCCAUGGAAAAUUGUGGUCGUGGUUUUAUAGACGAAGAUUAUCUUAAGCGUCAUCUAGAGGUGCAUACCAUGGAACGUACGUUUAUAUGUGAAUUUGAAAAUUGUGGAAAAGCUUUUCAAACCCAUAGACGUUUGGCCUCCCAUCAGUAUAGACAUCGUAUACCUAAGAAAUUUGUUUGCGAUAUGUGUGGUCAUGGUUGUCGUUCAAAUACCGAAUUGAUAACCCAUCAACGAGUGCAUACGGGAGAGAAACCAUUUGUCUGUAAAGUGUGCAGUAAACCUUUCAUAUCGAAAACAGCUUUAACCGAACAUAUGAUAUCACAUUCCGAAACUAGACCUCAUGUAUGCGGCAUUUGUCAAGCAGCAUUUGCUAAUCGUCGUGUGCUAGUACGUCAUAGUUUUAUACAUUCCGAGGAGAAAACAUUUAAAUGUAAAUUAUGUGAAAGUGCUUUUAAACAUCCUAACUCCUUGCAGGGUCAUAUGCGCAAUGUUCAUGGUCAAGCAAAACACAAAAAAGGGAGAAAAAAACAACAACAGAUUGAAUAG
Messenger RNA from Lucilia cuprina (Australian sheep blowfly), 1263 nucleotides. RefSeq names its product zinc finger protein 391-like. The record is from RefSeq and is a predicted model, not a curated record. NCBI's taxonomy places the organism in Eukaryota, Metazoa, Arthropoda, Insecta, Diptera, Calliphoridae. Bases 10 to 1263 code for a protein of 417 amino acids. The transcript has 2 exons.